GAGACUUCCGGUUGAACCUCUGGAGGCUUCUGACAGAGUCGGAAGCUGCGGAAACCGGGAUGGUGUUGCUCGAGAGCGAGCAGUUCCUGACGGAGCUGACCAGGCUCUUCCAGAAGUGCCGGUCGUCGGGUAGCGUGUUCAUCACCCUGAAGAAGUAUGAUGGUUGCACCAAACCCAUCCCACAGAAGAGUUCCGUGGAGGGCCUCGAGCCCGCAAAAAACAAGUGUCUGUUAAGGGCCACGGAUGGGAAAAGGAAGAUCAGCACAGUGGGGAGCUCCGAAGAAGUGAAUAAGUUUCAGAUGGCCUAUUCAAAUCUACUGAGAGCCAACAUGAAUGGGCUGAAGAAAAGGGACAAGAAGAACAAGAGUAAGAAGAGCAAACCAGCAGUGACAGGCGUGGCCACUACCAACCAGCUGCACCAGUGCAGUUUUCCUGUUUGCUGCUUUCAGUACCCCUGUAUGUAACUGUUUUCACGGAAGGGUCUGUCAAGAGAGAAGGGUUGGGAUGGCCAUAGGUUAGUUGUGGUAAGGAGACAGUUUUAGAUUUGCUGUACGGCUG
Molecule: messenger RNA, 558 nt
Organism: Rattus rattus (black rat)
Lineage: Eukaryota; Metazoa; Chordata; Mammalia; Rodentia; Muridae
Product: signal recognition particle 14 kDa protein-like
Exons: 1
Coding region: 60-464 (134 amino acids)
Biological process (GO): SRP-dependent cotranslational protein targeting to membrane
Cellular component (GO): signal recognition particle, endoplasmic reticulum targeting
Molecular function (GO): 7S RNA binding; endoplasmic reticulum signal sequence receptor activity
Source: RefSeq, a predicted model, not a curated record